Penaeus indicus is the source of this 888-nucleotide messenger RNA. Its product is annotated as ATP-dependent RNA helicase A-like. Lineage: Eukaryota; Metazoa; Arthropoda; Malacostraca; Decapoda; Penaeidae. The record is from RefSeq and is a predicted model, not a curated record. The coding region runs from base 1 to 888 and encodes 295 amino acids. The transcript is spliced from 3 exons.
AUGAAGUUUCUUGUUUUGAUUUGUGCGCUCGUUGCAACAACGAGUGCAGCUCUCCAGGGAUACAGUCUGCAAAGACCAGCUGGUUCUACACUAUCUACUGGCCCUGGACAAGCAACGGGAAGCGGAUUUUCUGUUGGAGUCAGCAGUGGACACGGACAGGAGGUGCGGGGUCUGCAAUUUUGGAACCAUGUGGAGAAGGACAAGUUCGACAUGUGGACGGUUCUUGCGUUACACCAGUUGUUAACAGUAAAGUAUAUCGUCUUUGAUGUCCCUGAACAAAAAGAACCAAUUGGUCCUCCACCAAGCAUUCCUCCUCCAAGAGUUGAUCAUAACAUCCUGUUCGUGCGACUUCCCGAAGAAGGAGAAGGACCUGAACCAAUCGUUGUUCCUCCACCAAGGCAGGAGAAUAUCGUCUAUGUUCUCAACAAAAAGGACGAACAAGCUCAGCGUGUUAUCGAGGUACCUGCUCAUCCUCCAUCAGAUCCUGAAAUCUACUUCGUCAAUUAUGAAGAGGGUGAGAACCCAACUCUACCCAUUGGUGUGGAUCUCAAUACUGCUCUUGGCUCAGCUGCUGAAGCUGGUGGACAAGUAAUUGGAGCCGCCGGAGCUGGAUUAGGUGGUAACAUUGGAGGAGUGGGUGGAGACAGUGGAUUUGGAACGGUUAGCGGAGUAGGUGGAGUUGGUGCAGGCAGUGGAUUUGGAACGGUUAGCGGAGGAGUAGGUGGAGUUGGUACAGGAAGUGGAUUUGGAACAGUGAGCGGAGGAUUUGCAGGAGGUAAUGUAGGUUCAGGAAGUAGCUUCCAGGUUGGCAGUGGUGUAAGUGGUUUCCAGACUGGCUCUCAAAUCAAUGUAGGUACCUCUCCUUCUGGUCUCUAUUCCACUCCCUAA